Messenger RNA from Salvia splendens (bonfire salvia), 1431 nucleotides. RefSeq lists its product as uncharacterized. The record is from RefSeq and is a predicted model, not a curated record. The transcript has 3 exons. NCBI's taxonomy places the organism in Eukaryota, Viridiplantae, Streptophyta, Magnoliopsida, Lamiales, Lamiaceae. The coding region runs from base 1 to 1431 and encodes 476 amino acids.
AUGGCCACGACGUUGAAUGAAAUACAUGGACAUGAUGGUCGGAUUCCUGCUACUGUCAAGAUGCUAGACAGAGGAGGUCGGGAGGCAAGAGGGCCAUUUCCUCAAUUUGUUGAACCAGAACCUCUUGAUCAAGAACCAGAGGAGUUGAUUGAGGAAGUUAAAAAACAUGAGAGGGACGGCCUGGAUGAAGGAACAAGCAAUGCAGUCAAGCGCCUGAAACCUUACCUAUACAAGGGAGAGCCCAAAAGGCAGAAGGAGGACCCUACUGAUUUAAUGGAGAUUUUUGGCAAGCAUGAGAUCAACCUGCCUUUUCUACAAGUACUAAAACUACCCCCGUUCGGCAAGUUUAUGAAGGACUUCAUAGCUGGAAAAGCCAAGGCCGAUGGGGAGAUUGUGAUUGGAGAAAGUGUGUCUGCUGUAAUCCAGAAGAAGAGACUUCCUUCCAAGAGAACUGACCCCGAGAUGUUUACUCUACCCAUCAUUAUUGGAGAUGUUAAAAUUGAGCACGCUAUGUGUGAUCUGGGAGCUUCUAUUAAUGUGUUGCCUUUCUCAGUUUACAAGAGAUUGACUGGAGUUAGCCUAGUGGACACAAAGGUGGUUAUCCAACUCGCAGACAUAUCAUGCAUUAGUCCUGAAGGAGUGCUGGAAAAUGUGAUUGUGAGGGUGCAUGACUUCUUAUACCCUACAGAUUUUCAUGUGAUCUGUAUGAAUGACUCUGAAGCUGGUGCAUCCAGUGGAGUAUUGUUGGGGAGGCCAUUCCUGCGAACGGCCAAGACUAUAAUUGAUGUGAGUGACGGUACAAUUUGCUUGGACUAUCAUGGGGAGAAAUUAACUUUCAAUUUUGAUGAAGCUAUGAAAAAACCCUUGGAUACUGAAAAUCUACAUGGACUAAUGGAUGUGAUUUACCCAUUAGUCCAAAAUUUUCUUGAGACUGAACUUUUGCAAGAGCAACUUGCAGCUGCUGAACUGAAUGACUCAAUUGAAGAAGAGGUUUCCGAAUGGUGCGAAACGCUUUUGACACAGAACAUGACCGAUGAAGAAAUUAAUGAUGCAAUCAUGGGGUUCUGUCAGAAGCCGACCUCUAAUGGAUCAACUGAUUUUGCUCAACUGAGCAGUCUGGAAAAGGUACCUAAUUUUGGGGAGCUCGCAACAAAGAAUGUGGAGAAAAACCCAUUACCCCGGGAGGAUAUCUCGCCUAGAAAAGAGUUGAAAACAUUGCCCCCAGGAUUAAAGUACGCAUAUCUGGGAUAUGAAGAAACCUCUCCAUUGACUGAGAAGCAAGAAGAAAAGCUGUUGGAAGUAUUGAGGAGAAACCAAAAGGCCAUCGGAUGGACCUUGUCGGACUUGGUUGGCAUCUAUCCUGAUCUUUGUAUGCAUUACAUCCGCCUUGAAGACGGUGUGAAGGGCAACCGAGAGCAACAAAGGAAGUAG